Mizuhopecten yessoensis (Yesso scallop) is the source of this 1955-nucleotide messenger RNA. RefSeq lists its product as uncharacterized. Lineage: Eukaryota; Metazoa; Mollusca; Bivalvia; Pectinida; Pectinidae. The transcript is spliced from 4 exons. Bases 186 to 653 code for a protein of 155 amino acids. The record is from RefSeq and is a predicted model, not a curated record.
UUUUGGAUUAAUCUCUAUUGAGGGAAACAACUUAUCUUGACGUAUUUCGAUGUAGAAGCAAGCGCCAAACAAAUUGCUCCAAAUAGCCGUCAACAAGGUUCAGCUAAUUCGGAUAUCAGUGGUAAAGCUGCUCGUUUCCACCUGAUAACAACUCGCAACAGCCAAAAGGGUUAAGGAGUAAGACGAUGGCAAGUGAAAAUGUUUCUGUUGGGGAACAGUUGAGGAACAUAUUAUCGCUUUUAGAAAAAGCUGAACACAGUUUAACCAAUGCGAAAACUUUACUUGAACCCUUACUGGGACAGAUUCCUGCAAGCACAAAUGACGAGCCAUUACGAAAUAUUAAAGGCCGUACAAGGUCAAGGGCAGAUAGUGGCUACACAGAGUCAGUGGAUUCUGCAGUUAUCAAUCCUACGUCAGUGACUUCAAUUUCGCUUGCCAUUGACAAUCUUCAAGUAAUACCUGAAAUAUGUCCAAGACCGAAAGUUGAAAAUUCUUCUGAGCUCGAGGACAUUCAGACACCACCAGUAUUAAUGCGUUCAAGAUCUGAAAGAGACAACCUAUCUAAUUCAGGACCAGUCCCGUACAGACGUUCCGGCUCGGAACACGAUGAUCGGUGCAGAAGGAAGGAGUCUGAUGAAGAGACCAGUAGUUAAAAAGAAAAAAAAUAUAUCGUUUCGAAACGGUAACAUUUACACAAUUAUUGUUGAUAGUAAUGUUACAAAACGUUUUUCCCAUAACAUAUAAAAUAUCUGUGACAUUUCACGAUGUUUUCAUUAUCAUGAUCAUCUACUCAUUAUAACAAACAUUUCCUGGAGAAGUGUCAUCAGAAUUUGUGUUAUAUACUACCAAAGCGCAACGUGAAAAUAUAAUAAACCACGCGUACUGAUGCGUUCAAGAUCGGAAGGAGACUAUUCAUCUAAUUCAGGACCAGUCCCGUAUAAACGUCCCGGCUCGGAACACGAUGACCAGUGCCGUAGGAAGGAGUCUGAUGAAGAGAGCAGCACUUAAAAAAGAAAUCAAAAUAAUAAUAUAUUAAGAUAAAAAGUAUCGUUACGAAACGGUAAAAUGUACACAAUUAUUGUUGAUCGAAAUGUUACGUUAUCUUUUUUACAUAAAAUAUAAAACAUCUGUUACAUUUUGCGAUGUUUUCAUUAUCAUGAUGACCUACUCAUUAUAACAAACAUUUCCUGGACAAGUUUCAUCAGAAUUUGUGUUAUAUACUACCAAAGCGCAACGUGAACAAAUAAUAUAGAAAGCCGUGUCGAGCACGACGGAGGGCAGAGAGUCGUUCUUCAAUUGGCCACGACGCCACAAAAUAGGUGGAAGUUGAAAAGAAAAUAGACUGACGGGUCAGUAUACCUAGAUGAGUAAGGACGUUAUAUCGUUGAUGAACAGGAUUAUAGCGGCACGUUUUCAGCACAGAGUGCAGUCGAAUUGACCAGGACCGUACCACACAUGUGCAAUGUCUUCCUCAUGUUUUUCAAAAUUUAAUCUUAAAAACGAAUGUCCACGAACAAUCAAAAUAUUUUAAAAAAGAAUGAUACUUAAGUACCCUUUUUAUAGACCUUCAAUAACAUGCAGUAUUAAACUAGUUAAUUAGCAGUUGAGUUGAAAAGCUGAGUGUACCGGAAACAAAUGUGUCGACAGCUGAACACAAAAUAGAGAGGUGAUCCGAAUGUGCGGUAUACCAAUAUAGUAUAAUUGUUCCAUUCGGAACACAAACUCAACAACAAUCCGGUAUUAUAACUUUAAAAAUUAUAUAUAUAUUUGAACUAGAACACAUGGUAUUUUUCUUGAACCUUUAUGAAUUCAUCCACACUGGUAAAAUAAUGCAUAUGCACGUGUUUUCCUUGUAUGUUUCCUGGUGGUUGUGAGACAACUUGGUCAGGCAGAGGGCCGGGUAAACGGUUGAAAUGUCAAAUAUGUUCAAGUUUUUACAGAGUUUAGUCAGUCAA